Linum trigynum is the source of this 3293-nucleotide messenger RNA. The record is from the annotation of a GenBank genome assembly. Lineage: Eukaryota; Viridiplantae; Streptophyta; Magnoliopsida; Malpighiales; Linaceae.
CUAGAUUAGAAGCUAUAAGGUUACUAUGUGCCUUUGCUGCGUCUAAGGGUUUCAAAUUGUACCAAAUGGAUGCAAAGAGUGCAUUUUUAAAUGGUGAUAUAAAAGAGGAAGUCUACGUGUCUCAACCGCCUGGGUUUGAAGACUACGAAUUUCCAGAUCAUGUCUAUAAGCUCAACAAGGCUUUAUAUGGACUUAAACAAGCUCCUAGAGCCUGGUAUGAAAAAUUAAGUCAAUUCUUGUUAUACAAGGGAUUCCAUAGAGGAGCAGUUGACAAACCUUAUUCAUUAAAAAUGAAAACUCUCACACCUUGUUAGUUCAAGUUUAUGUGGAUGAUAUAAUCUUUGGUUCCACUAACACUGCUCUUUGUAAAGAAUUUGAAAAUGAUAUGAAGAGUGAUUUUGAAAUGAGUCUCAUGGGGGAACUUAACUACUUCCUAGGGCUGCAAGUUAAACAAACCAAGAAGGGAACCUUCAUAAGUCAGACCAAAUAUCUUCUUAACAUACUCAAAAAGUUCAAACUUCAAAACGUAAAACUGCCUUAACUCCAAUGGGUUCAACAGUAAAAUUAACAACAGAUGAUUCUGGAAUCCUUGUUGAUGAAAGAAUGUAUCAUGGGAUGAUAGGGUCUUUGUUAUAUCUGACUGCUAGUCGCCCAGAUAUAAUGUACAGUGUAUGUGUCUGUGCAAGGUUUCAAGGGUGUCCUAAAAUGAGUCAUCUAUCUGCAAUCAAGAGGAUUAUCCGAUAUCUGAGUGGUACCUCUCACUUAGGUUUAUGGUAUUCGUGUGAUUCUAGUUUGGAACUCGUGAGUCACAGUGAUUCAGACUAUGCUGGAUGCACUGUUGAUAGAAAAAGUACAUCAGGUAAUUGCCAUUUCCUAGGAUCCUCUCUGAUUUCUUGGGCAAGUAAAAAACAGAGUUCAGUAGCACUAUCAACUGCUGAGGCAGAAUAUGUUGCUGCUAGACUCAGUUGUACUCAACUCUUAUGGUUGAAAUAUCAGCUUCAAGACUACGGUCUAGUAGUUGGUACUCUACCUAUUCUGUGUGACAACACAAGUGCAAUCAACAUGACCAAAAAUCCUAUCCAACAUUCUCGGACCAAGCACAUUGAAGUCCGAUAUCACUUUAUUCGUGACUUGGUCCAAUAAGGAAAGAUAUGUCUAGAAUUCAUUGACACUGAUAUGAAGUGGGCUGACAUCUUCACCAAACCUCUUGGGGCGGACAAAUUUCUCCCUAUUCGCCUUGAACUUGGGUUGUUCUCUCUUCACGAGAUUGAAUCUUUAUGAUUCUAAGGAUAUAAACUUUCCUUACUUCCAUAUCGAUUGAUUACUUGAUUAAUUCAAGCAUUCAUUGCACCUUACCUUAUUCCUCCUUCUCGAAACUUUACUAGGGUUCGGACUCACUUUAUAUUGCCACUCCGCUAGGCUUUGAUCUUCUUCCAUUAAGCCCACUCACACCUAAAAUAUUCGCUUCAUCCAUCAACAAACAAAUGGGCUACAAAAAUGCUCAACUGCAUCCUGCUGCAGUCUUUAGCAACAAAGGGUUCAGCAGCCCUGCAACUUAUUCUCGAUACCUUCGCAGGUUCCGAGAUCGUUCCAUCUACCCUUCUUUCACAACCGCUGUGUUCAAUUAUGACAUCACACUUACUCCUGCUCUCUUGGCAAACCUUCUCAAUCUUCCCCGCACUGGUCUUCGGGCAGGCACAGAUAGUGAGUUUGCCUCUCGAGGUUUCUGAUUUGAUGCUGCUCUUGCACACUAUACGCGUGACAUCGGGGAAUUCUUUCCUUCUCCGCUUGCGGCUGGUCGUCUACCAGAUGACUUGAAGGUGCUCCACUUCUUCAUCACUCGGAAUUUUCUACCUCGUGAUCUCUCUAUCACUGAUCUCCUUCACUCUGUUGAUUUAUGGAUCCUAUCUAAUGCUAAAGAGGGUCGUCUAAUCAGCUACGCCUCACUCAUGUUCACCCACCUGAUUAAGUUUGGCCUGGAGUACUACCGUGGUCCCCUGCCUUUUGGGUCCCAGAUCACCAAACUUCUUUAUAAGUUGGGAAUUGAUUUGCGUGAUAAGGUAACGCUCUGUAAUGUCCUGGAUGAUCUUAAGCCCCAACAUGUUCUAGCCUAACUCAAUGUCGAGGUUGGCCCCCGUAAGCCUGUCACUGUCUCAGGGGGAGUUACAACAAGUCUUGCGUCUUAUGCAUCUGGGAGACUUGUAGGUGCUCUUGUUGAUGCAGCUGUGUGAGUCAUCAAACGAGAAUCUUGAAGUGCAGGCGAUCAGUCCACUGCUCUGAAUCGGCUGAGGCAACAAGACCUAAUGUGGCCCAAAUUUGUGUAGAGUCAAGAGCAGUAAAUGACUCAAUUAGUUCUGACUCCGAGUAAGAAGAAGAUGAUAGAAUUUCUGAGUACGAAUCUCCACCAGAAUAUCCCUUCUAGGUGUUAUGGGUAAUAAGCACAGGGGGGGAUCUAGAGUCUGGGUAGUGGUCGAGUAUGUAGGAGUUGUCGUAAUAGGUGUGAAGUCUUGAACUAGUUAUGUUGAGUCCUCAAUGUGAUUGUCCUUCUUGUCUGAACAAUGAAUAAUAAGAUUCUCCUCCGUUUCUUUACUAUACAACCUUGCUUUUUAAAUAUUCCGAUUGGAACAGGCUGCACCAAUUGUGUGUUAAUGUGUGCAGGUAACCAAGUGAGCCAAUGACAAGCUUAGGGGGAGUUUGUUGAAGGAAUCUUGGUCAAUGGCAUCGAGAUUUCAAGCAAAGCAAGAAGGGCAAGCAAUCUUGGAAAUUCUGGAUCAUAAAAAAGGGAAGGUUCUGAUGCUGUGAUCAAUCAGAGUAAUCAAGGAAUACAAAUUGAUAUGCAAGCAACGGUCAACUGAAGCAAAUAAUAUAAAGCUGGGAUUCUGGGUAGAGAUAGAUCAUCUUUUUCAAGCAAAAUUCUCAACAAGAAAAACAGAGUGUUUUCAUAGUGUAGUUGAGAAAGAAAAAGAACAGAGUUGUCAGGGAGAGAAUUCAGGUUACUGAAUUGAGGUAUCAGGGUAGAGUAGUUGCAGGGAGCAAACUUUACAGUGAGAUUCUGAUCAAGUGACGGGGAGUCACUCUGAGAUCAAUCGGUGGUACUUUGUAAAACAAUCAAUGAUCAAUAGUGGAUCGUCGAAGGUCUUAAAUCCAUAGUUAGUAAAAUACGGUACAGGAAAGUUACGUAUAAAAUACGUACGGGUAUUAAACUUCGUCUUUUAGCUAAUGUUACGUUUAAUAGUACGUUCAUAGUCAUAAAUAUAUUAAAUUAAUUGUGUUAAUAAAUAAAUAAAUAAAUA